Messenger RNA from Aphis gossypii (cotton aphid), 2021 nucleotides. Its product is annotated as ceramide-1-phosphate transfer protein. Gene Ontology annotation, biological process: intermembrane lipid transfer; ceramide transport. Lineage: Eukaryota; Metazoa; Arthropoda; Insecta; Hemiptera; Aphididae. Gene Ontology annotation, molecular function: ceramide 1-phosphate binding; ceramide 1-phosphate transfer activity. Gene Ontology annotation, cellular component: cytosol; cytoplasm; membrane. Bases 308 to 952 code for a protein of 214 amino acids. The record is from RefSeq and is a predicted model, not a curated record. The transcript is spliced from 5 exons.
AAACAAUAACAAUAACAAUGAAACGUUUUAGUUUUUAUUAUUAAUACCUACUAUGAUAUUCAUAUUUUACUUUUUUAUUUCGUAGCAAAAAAAAAAAAAAAUCCGCCGGUUGAUACGUCGAUUUAAGUGCUGGUUUUUAUGGUGUUUUACGGACUCGGCGAUAAUAACAUGUAUAAUAAUGAUAAAAUUAAUACUGCACUGUGAAUUGAUUCUUGAUUGGCAAUUAGUGUAACACUUGUCGCUGAAUUGCACGUCUUUAUUUUAGAGUUCCAUAGUCGAUGUGGCGAGCACAAUCGUCAGUACGCUUAUGCUGUACUCAAUAUUAUUAUUUUAUAAUUUAAAGAUGUUUAGCGUGGCGGCCGUUCAAAGUGCCUUUCAUGAAGCUCUAGUCCAGGACCAAGACGUUGACAUAAAAAACUAUGUGUUGGCCUAUCAGGAACUUUGCAAAUUCUGUUCCCACCUAGGAGGCUUGUUCAGUUUUGUCGUCAAUGACCUAGAGGAUAAGAUCGGAUGCCUAAAUCAGCUGGUAACUGAAGACGAGCUACAUUUUUCCACUGUACAAAACAUGUUAAACCACGAGACUUCCAACAAAUUGGUGUUUUCUGGUCGUUCUGGCUCUGUGACAUUGUUGAGAUUGCAUCGUGGUCUCGAAUUCAUUAUUCUGUUCAUGUCUAAACUACUUAAACUUCAACCUAAUGAUAGCACGAAACGCUCUGCUCAAGAAGCAUAUAGCCAAACAUUGGCUAAACAUCACUCCUGGCUUAUAAGAAAUGGUGCUCUGUUUGCAAUGAAUUUCCUACCCUGUCAGAGAGCCUUGUACGAUCAAACUAUUGGCAACACUUCUGUAGAAGAAACGUUGAAUACAAUGCCUGAAAUGAUUUCCAAGGCUUCUAAGGUACAUGAAAGAGUGAACAAUCUACUUUCAGAUUAUGAAAUUCUGAACAUACCGUGAAAAUAUUCAGAUUGACUGUGUUGUAAAGUACUUAGUUACUUGGUACUGUGUAAAAUUCAUAUACUUUGUAUGAUCUUCAUUUAAAGUAGGUAUACACAGUGAUCAUUUUCAUUGGUGAACCAUGAAAGAAUUCCAUUUUUACAUUCUAUUAUUUACUAAUUUUAUUUUAUUUAUUAAAGCAAUACUUGCAUGUUAACCAGAGUACCCUAUUUAUGUGAUUAUUCAAUUGCUGGUCGAAAUUCUUCUCAUCGUGAACUAUUUUAUUAUUUAAUCUUUAUAUACCUUAUUUUUCAUCUAAUGAAAUAAAAGAAUAUGUCUGGUUUCCAUUAAAAAAAAAAUGUUAAGUAACAAAACACUUAUAAAUUUUCAUAAUGACCAAAAAAAAAAAAAAUUAUUAUUUAUCAUUAUUAUUAUGUUAAUAUUUUGCUCAAUAGACUAAAAAAAUAUAUUAAUAUUAAAUUAAUAUUUAUAAUCAUAAUUGUAUACGUAAUAUAGUUUUAAAUUUGUAUAGAUGAUAUUUAGUUUAAUAGUUAACAAAUAUUAAUUUUAUCAAAAAAAGAUGAAACAAUAUUUAUAUACUGUAUUACUACAUAUUGUUUUAAAUGUAUUUAUGAGUCUAUUAUAUUUUUUAAAUCCUCGAUUUAUAAUUAUUUUGUAUCUAAUAAUAUUAUAUUAGGUGUUUUAUUUAUAUUUUUAUUGAAUUUAUAAUUUAUACUUUACUGUUGACCUUAUUUAUAACCAAUGAGCAGUGACACUAAUGCACACUUAUUUUUAACCAAAGAUGUAUCAGUCACAUUUUUUAAAAUUAAUUUAUAGAUAUCUAAUUUUUUCACUAUUUUUCUACAAGCAUAUAACUAUAAUUUACAACCUGUGUUUUGUUUGGAGAUCUCAAGAAUGCAGGGAGAAAUCAAUUAAUAACAAUAACUGUUUCCUCUCAAGCAUUCAGCACCUACAGAAAUGUGAGACAUUUGCAUACCAACAAAAAUAUUUGAAUUUAGAUUAACAUUUAUAUUGUAGAUUAACAACCUAACAAGAGCAUAAUAAAAUUAACAUCAUAUCACAACAUCAA